Molecule: messenger RNA, 4452 nt
Organism: Schistocerca gregaria
Lineage: Eukaryota; Metazoa; Arthropoda; Insecta; Orthoptera; Acrididae
Product: sphingomyelinase DDB_G0288017-like
Exons: 2
Coding region: 1-1140 (379 amino acids)
Cellular component (GO): cytoplasm; extracellular region
Molecular function (GO): sphingomyelin phosphodiesterase activity
Source: RefSeq, a predicted model, not a curated record
AUGUCCUGUCACUGCACCGCACCAACGCGCUCCCCGUCCUCCAAAACCGCUCUCAUCGACGAUGAACAACGCACACCCUCAAACCUCACUCCCUUCCCUAACCAUUACACGCUACACCCACCAGAAAUUGAACUGGAACGCGAGUUCCGCCUGUUGAACUACAAUAUCUUCAUUAGGCCACCUAUCGUCAACACCAACGGUAACGACUGGAAAACCGAAAGACUAAAUCACAUCAUUCAAGAAAUAGAGCCAUACGACCUGGUCACCUUUCAAGAGUUUUUCGGCUCAUUCUCGUCUCGGCGCAAACGAUUCAUCAAAAAAUCCAUAGAAUUGGGAUUCCAAUGGCACCUCUGCAGCCCACGCCAACACUACCUCGUCGACGGCGGCCUCCUUAUCUUGAGCAAAUUUCCCAUCCUAAAAGACGACUUCCUCCCAUUCAACCACGGCGCGUCUUGGGACAAACUCGCCAAUAAGGGAAUCCUGUACGCACUCGUACAAAUCGAUUCUCUAUGUGUACACGUCUUCAACACACAUUUACAGGCCAUAUGCGAAGCACCCAGCUCUCAUCAGUGCAAAGUCAUGCAGCGGCAAAUCAGCAAGUGCGUCCAAUUUAUCCGCUCUAAAAUACAAGGCAACAGCUACCCAGCCAUCAUAUCGGGCGACUUCAACGUCGACGCAAACGCGCCGCCAGACUCAUACCACGCCCGUCAAUACUCAGCGCUGCUCAGUGCACUCAAAAUGCUUGAAAAUAGCCGUUACGACACCACACAAUCCGCACAAAACCACAACAACGAAUUUUUCGACUUGCUCUAUCUGUUUAACGCUAAUCAAUAUCUAAUCACCUUCCCAAAUAUCAUCCUCGCCAGUAAUCAGCAGGGCACACAAAACGCGUUAACUCAAAAACAAGUGUCCCAGCAACGAAUCGACUACAUCUUCUGGCUCUCGCCUCUCUCCUGUCUAACUUCCCCCACUUUUCAACACACCCAAAACUCUCAAACGCCACCCUCAGACGACAACCGGCACAUCAAGCCCGUUAACUGCAAAAUCAUCCCGUUCUUCGUCGACUCCUCCCUAAACACGCCGUUCACCCACCUGAGUGACCAUUAUGCCAUAGAAGCAUCUUUCCAAAUCUUCAAAUAAAAACAAACCUGUCAAACCUGUCGAACCAAACAUGCAAAAACCUGCUUUCGUAAAUGUGAGAAAACACAAUCUCUCUUUCGUACUCGAAAGCCGGUUAUGCGCGGGAUCUGGGCAGGGCAUCCUUCGGACAGCGCAGACGUCACCGAAGCGCCGAAAGGCUUAUUGAGGCGCAUCAGAUUUGUUCUCUUUUGAACGACAUCCGAGACAGAACCAAGCCCGUCGCUCCCAGAUAGCCAACUUCUGACAGUUCGCAAAUCGAACAGAGCUGCCCGGCAAAUGCAGACGAAUAAUGGGCGUGGCAAUAGGGACAGUCGGCGUAGGGCGUCCCCUUAUAUAUGGGCUUGAAGGAUUUGGCGCACAAGACAGAGGGGUUCUUUUCGUCGUGAUCCAUCGGGUUCAAAUCUUGAGAGCCAUUUUGCUUGCAGAAGCUGAUGACCUUUUGAGCCAGCUGGACGACAUCAGACUUCGGAUUGGUGUAGAGCAGCUUCUGGGCGAAGAAUUCGGCACGAGCGUAGUUUUUAAGUUUGACAUUGACGUUCAUCGCGAGGCGAUAGACAAGGUGCUGAUGCUGAGAAUUCAAGCUGCAAUUCGCAAAAUGGUACGUGAGUUCGGAAAUGCGGGAGGGAGGACCGUCCGAGGCGGAAAGCUCCCUGCGAUUUAGCUCAAUUGACAGGCAAAGCAAGUACUGGACGCAGAUCGAGAUCAAUUCUUGAACUUCUUCGAAUUCCCCAGCUGAAUUGACGUAUAGCAGGGGAAUGCGCUGCAAAAUCGUUCGGAAGCGAUCGAGGGCAUCUUGAAACUUGCCGAGAGAAAAAGCGCUGUAGGCGAGCUGGAGCAAGUCGAUCAGUCCGGUAAUCUCGAUGCAAGACACGUAUCCCCUGUAGGGCUGUCCAGGAAUCUCUCGAACUAAAGGAAUGGCCAUAACAGGCGUAGAAGGCAAAAGACGUAAAAAUGCAUGUGAACUCAGCGCAAUGUAAAUGAACUGCAAUUUCAGCGGCUCAAAGUGAACCACGCCAAGUUGCUUGUUUAACAGGUCCAUAGCGACUUUGAACGCCCCGGCUGCGACGUGAUCUACGGGAACUGCGCUCUCAGAAAGCUCCCAUGUCUCUUCAUAGGUUAGACCCUCUUCCGGUAGCUCGACGGCGUCUAGUGCUAGAACAGGCCCUGUCGAAUCAGACAAAACGGGCAAUUCUUGCUUGUCAAAUUGCCAAUCGUCUUCCUCUUUGUCGCCCUGAGACGAUCCAAUUUGUUCGUCUCUUGCGUUCUCUUCCCACAGUCCGUCGUCUUCGAACGCACCCUCAAACUCGAGUUGAUCAUCGGCCGGCAGCAUCGCCGAUGUCUUGGACUUCUUCCUGUCCCCGCUCUUCAACAACUCGUCAAACAGAGUGGGGUCCGGCGUCAGCACGGGCCAGCUCGCGAUUUGGACGGACUUGAUUGGUGAGGGAGGAAUCAAGAGCUUGGAGUCGGGGAAAAGUCCCGCGACGUCCAAACUCGAGGGCGACUCGGCACCCACGUCUCGCUCGACCUUCCUUCUUACCUCAUCUGCCUUCUCACUCAGCCCAUACACACUUGCUGUCAGAUAGGCCAAAGAAACUGGCCAAGAUUGCGCAAAAGUCAGCAAAAAAUAAAAUUUUAAAUUUUAAAAAUGUUUCUCGGCUGAGUGAAACCCAACAUUCCAAUUUCGAGACGGUGAAUGCUGGGGAAAAUCUCAGCCUCUUAGACUUCCGCAAUAAACAAUCAGGUUUGACGUACAUAUGCCGGCCUGCUCCAAUAUCUCGACUCUAGACGCUAUGUCUCCAGUUACAAAACUCAAAUGCAACAUCGCCGCGACAUCUCCCUGUCUCUUCAACGCCCCCGACAAUGCCCGCAACUUCUCCGACUGCCCCAUUGCCAUGUACAAAAGAAACAAAUUCUCGUAGUCGUUGAUCCUCUUGUAUAUCUGCUCCGCCAUCUCGUAGCGUCCUCUCUUGGACGAGGCCAGCGCCAACUGCUGCCAGAAAUCUAUCUGAUCAACUUCGCAUGCAGACUCGUAUGCCUUGUCCAUGUCCCCGCAUGUCAAGGACAGGGUGAAUCUCUCUCUGGGAUCCUGCGCGAAGCACAGGGCCAACUCUGGAUACUUCUUCUGCUGCAGGUAGGUCACGAUGGACUGGCCCGGUAUGCCCGACUUGGCGAUAUAAAACGCCUCCUUGAAGCUCUGCUUUCGAAGCGCGUCCUUGAACAAAAUUUCGGAGUCGUCGACGGUGAUCGUCCUGUUCUGCACGCUCCGAUCGAAACAAUAAAUCUUGUUUCCAACGACAGCUAUAAGAUAUAUCGACUGAUUCAAAGUGCGCACGAUACCGGAAUCGCCGUUGGGAAGCAAAUACAUGAUGUGGUUCGUUACCGUGAAAAAAAAAACCCCCUUGUCGGUCCAGACGCCGCUCUUGACCCUGGCCUUCCCUUCUAUAGCGCAGAGCACCUUCAGGCUCAUCGUGCACAGCAACACUGACUUCUCGCCCAUGAAUGCGACCAUGUCCCCACCUGACUCCUCACUGACGUGUCUCGACGAAAACUUGAUUUUCUCGGGCAUUUGCGCCUCGGCAACCACCUUCUGCGCCCUGAUGUCGAGCAGGUAAAUUCGAUUGCCACACCUCAGGAACAAGUGGUCUUGUGCAGCAGGAAAAAUCGCCUCAAUUGGGCAUUCCAGGUCAAGAGAAGAAAUGGUCGCAAAUACCUUGUCCUCAAUCGUUUUCAACGCGAGCGUGUUCGGCCGCCUCGAGUCCAACACGGCAAAACAGCUGUCGUUCGCCCAGCAAGCCUGGGACCCAGCACUUUUGCUCACCUUGACAUUUCCUUGAUAUAUGUCCUUUAUGAUGUACACCUCGUGACAGUCCUCGACGCCUUCGUAUGUGACCAAAAAUGCUGCUUCCUCCUGAUUGUAUUCGAGCUUCCGCGGCGGUGUGGCACGCCCCUUGAAGGACAAGAUGUCUUUCUUCAAUCCAGACUGCAACUCAAAAGACUGAAGCGCAUCGCCUCUGAUGUAGAAGACCGUAUUGUUGAAGACGCAAAAACAAGGUCUUUCCUUCUCCAACUUAAAAAUGAUAAAGCCAGAAUCGUGACCAGCCGCAAUCAAACCCCUAUUGGGAUGCGCGGCCACCAUCCAAAAGCGAUCGUUCUCACGGCGGUGUAUAUAGAUGAGCGUCCGCUUGAUAAUGUCCCAAAUGCGCAGAGUCUUGUCCUCGGCGCAAGAUAUCAAAACGUCCCUACUCGGAUGAAAGGCGCAGCAAGAAACGUUGUUGUAAUGACCUCUAAACGUGUCGAUUUCCCAAGCUCUUA